AACAGCAAGUGACAAAGGCUGGUAGGAGAAGUUCCUGGUAAAAGAUGAAAACUCUGCGCUUUAUCGGUGCUGAAGCAUUUAUAUCAGAUGAAAAAUAUGCUAAGAAUAAUGUCAGGAAUGUUGCCCAUGAUCUGUAUCCACUUUUAUUCAAGGCUUGCUACUUACAUGAAAAGGUAGAAAUAAUACAUCUCUUGGUAGAAAACUGGCCACUGCAAGAUUUUAACCUUGGACAACUUCUUUGCAAUACAGUGGACUACCCAGAAGACAUGUGCCACUGGGCAUGCCAGCUUAGUUUGUCAGCUUGCUUAAAAGGCUUGAAAAGCUAUGUCUUAAAUUGUUCAUCAAACUACAUGAAGAGACUUAAAGUUGUGGAUUUAACAGCGAUAAAGGAUAUUGAAGUUCAACCAUGCAAAUGUAAGAAGUCUCUGGGGAGGUGGGCAAGAACAGACCUCCUCUCAAAGCUGUGUUAUGAUCUGUUAGUUGAAAUGCAAAAAAUGAAAACCAACCCACUAGUGUUUGAAGUGAACAUCAGUGUUUUUAUGAACCUGUUUGUUACAGAGAGGAACUAUGAGCUUGUUGUUCAAGCAUUAUUAAUGAAAUGCCACUGCCCACUAAAAAUAAGAUGUGUUGAUUUCAGAGCUGAUAGUCUUUCACUGAGGAAACUUUUCUAUGUUCUAAAGCUUGCUGACCCGGCUUCUAUAAACAAACUAGAAAUUGUCCAUAAUGUGCCACUGGAACUUGAUCAUCUUGAGGUGCUUCUAAAUAAUGUAACUUUUCCCAAACUCUAUUCACUUACACUGCCUGCUAGGACUUUCAAUGUUACGAGAUACACCGCAGAAGAUGAAAUUGUUUUAUGUGGAGUUGGGGAAAAACUGAGCAACAUGACCAAUCUGACUGAACUAUGCCUGUCAUUUUCUACUCUUACUGGCAAAAUAAGGAAACUGUUAAGCCCAUUAAAGACUCCUUUGAAAAUCCUGGAAAUUGCAAAUUGUUCCUUAAACCAUGCAGACAUGGCCUACCUGUCAAACAGUCUACAUGCUGAGCAUUUAGAAUUAUUGGAUCUUAGUGGCCACAAUGUGACAGAGCUCUUUCCAUCAACAUUCUUCAAGCUCCUUUCCAAAGCUUCAAGGACACUUCAUACUCUUAUUCUUGAGGAAUGUAAUAUUGGAGAUAAUCAUGCCCAAAUGAUUGCAAUAGGCAUAGUACCUUGCCGCAAAUUACAAGAAUUUAAAUUCCUUGGGAACCCAAUUUCCUCCAGAGCCCUUCGAUUUCUAUUCAAUAUUUUUGUUGAUCUUCCACUGCUUAAGUACAUUGAAUUUCCAGUGCCAAGAGAUUGCUACCCUCAUGAUGUCAGUUACCCACUAGAUGAAUGUACACUUAUAAAAUUUGACCAACAGAAGUAUGAAAAUAUAAAAGAAGAUCUUCUCUCAGUUUUGCAUCAAGCUAAUCGCGAAGAUAUAAAAGCCGCUACUCCACUGUUUGGAAGUUAUGAUUCUGCAAUUGGAGAGACAAGCACUGAACUUGGGACAUAUCUAUUAACGUCAUUCAAAGAAGCUCUAGAACAUUUCACAUCAUCUUUGCAGAAAUUGAAGUAAAUCGAAUAAACCUCAAGUUAUGUUUA
Molecule: messenger RNA, 1621 nt
Organism: Xenopus laevis (African clawed frog)
Lineage: Eukaryota; Metazoa; Chordata; Amphibia; Anura; Pipidae
Gene: lrrc14b.L
Product: leucine-rich repeat-containing protein 14B
Exons: 2
Coding region: 45-1595 (516 amino acids)
Source: RefSeq, a predicted model, not a curated record